AAGAGAAGUGAUUCUCCAGCUUUACAUCGUGAGUACUAAAUUUCAAACUCAUCAAAAUACUUGAAUUGAAUCCUAGGGGCUGCGAUUCUGCUUUGGGAGUGGUCUUGAGAAGCGUUCAUUGGGGAGAAGGUGUCCUUCUUGCUGAGAGAAUGGGGUCAACAGAAGAGCAGAAGAAGGCAAUCCUGCCUUUUCUGCAGAGGGCUGAUGAGGUCGCAACGGUGGAGCCAAAGGUGGCGUACUACUGCAGGAUGUAUGCAGUUGAACAGGGCCUUGUCCUGGAAAACCGCAGCCCGCAGAUAGAUGGCGUGCUGGGAGCUCUGCUGGCGAAACUGGAGAAGGACAAGCCGGCCAUCAGUGCCGGGCCGGACGACCAGCAGUACUGCGAGAACUUUGCUGUGAAGGUGUUCAAUCGCGCAGACAAAGCGGACCGCGCCGGCCGGGCAGACAAGGGCACGGCCACCACCUACUAUGCUGCCAGUGUCUUCAUUGAGAUCCUGCGGCAGUGGGGCGAGCUGUCGCCGGACCUGGUGGACAUGCAGCGCUACGCGGCCUGGAAGGCGGCCGACAUCCGCAAGGCCCUGCGUGAGGGGCGCACCCCCGCCGCCGGACCCCCCGCCGACUCGGCUGACGCCAAAGCAGAAGCAGACCUCAAGGCGGAGGCCGACCUCCUGGACGAUCUGGGCCUGCCGGCCGUACCAGGCAGGACACCUCCAAAGCCUUUAAAGCUUACAUGCCUUCCCUGCAUGCCUUCCUGGGAGGUUUGCAGCCUGUCGGUUCCGCACACAAACGCAGCCCCGAGUGGAACCAACCCUGCACCGCCCACCCCGCCAGGUCCCCCGCCCAUGCCACCGCCGGCUUUCACGGGAACCCCCAGCAGCCACAGCACAGCGCCCCGCUUCCAGCCGGGGAGCAAGGUCAUCUACAGCGCGAGUGGCCAGGGAGGCGGCGUCAAGGGCACCGUCGCCAGAGUCACCCGAGAAGGACCGGAGGGCUGCCAAUACAUGGUGGCACUGAGUGCGGAGAUAGUGGCAGCAGACGAGGCACAGCUUGCGCCCGAGUACGAGCCAGGGCAGCGUGUGGUGUACCACGCCCCCGACGGAUCCCUCAUGGACGCCAGCGUCGGCGAACUCAAUGCCUCCCACUGGCGCCCGACGUACACAAUCACCUGCGACGAGGACGGGGAGCAGCGGGAGGUGAUGGACACGCAUCUGGAGCGGCUGAAGGAGCCGCGCUCGCCGCUCAUGCCGGCCUCAACGCCGCCCUCCAUAGCGGCCGUGUCCCCUUCAGUCGACGGCGAUGCCUCUGCCAGCCCGGUUGCGCCGCCGUCCCCGCCGCCGCCGCCCGCCCCCGGCCUGCCGCCCAGGCCGCAGGCGCCCUUCGCGGCCUCCCGGCCUCCUCCCACGCCAGGCCCUCCCCCGGUGCAGUCUCUUCCCAUCCCAUCCCCGCCCCCAGUCAGCCAUGUUCCAGCAGCAACCGUCCCACAGCCCACGGCAGGAUUUAAUCCCAGCCUGGCAGCGAUCACUGAGGCACACAAGCUGGCAAAGUAUGGAGCAAGCUCACUGGGCUUUGAGGAUGUCCCUAGUGCCGUCAAGUACCUAAGCGAUGCUCUGAAGCUGCUGACUCAGCCACAUUAGCGCUGCAUUCUAGAAUUCUGAGUCUGAUCUUUGAGUUGUGGCGCACCGUUUGCACAUGAUGCAGUCUGGAGUUCGUCAUCUGCUUUAUAGCCAUGUGAUUGUUAGAUGGGUGAGCGUUAGGCAAGCAAGGAGAGCUCUUCUUAGCUCGAGUGCUUCUCGGUACGAUUUUGCAAAGUUCUCACUGUUGGGACCGGUACUUGAUUUGGAUCGUCAAUUGAUAGCUAGUGAGUGUGGUGGCUAGUCAGUCUGGUGGCGUAAUGAGUGCGGGGGCAGCGGUGUAAGGCUUAGCGCUCAGGGGGAGUUUUAUAAGGUGUAGUAGAGCUUGGAUUGGAGCCAUCUGCGUUCAAACUUUGUGAUACAAACAGCUAGACAGUGAGGAAAAAUGUAAUGCAUGGUAGAUUUGUAC
Molecule: messenger RNA, 2040 nt
Organism: Coccomyxa subellipsoidea C-169
Lineage: Eukaryota; Viridiplantae; Chlorophyta; Trebouxiophyceae; Coccomyxaceae
Product: DUF605-domain-containing protein
Exons: 10
Coding region: 150-1634 (494 amino acids)
Biological process (GO): late endosome to vacuole transport via multivesicular body sorting pathway
Cellular component (GO): multivesicular body
Source: RefSeq, a predicted model, not a curated record